GUUGAGAGCGCGGCGUAGAGACGAUUUUAGAACGGAGCAGGGCCUCCUGCCGUCAGACAUCGUAGCAUAGGGUGUGCUGUAUUAAUAUAGGGUCAAGACAGGAACAAGUUGGUGGCGGUGGUGGCGGAAGACGGUGCAGGUCUUCUUGAGUAAUACACGCGUGCACAUCCCGACCUUUCGCAAGUAAUGUCAAUGUACGGAAAGAUCCUUCUGCGUAACAUCUAACAAGAUGACCUUAACAGAUUAUACGCUGAAAAAUAAAGGGCCGCCAGAAUGGAUCGAAGAAGAUCAAAUCGUAUCAGUUCAAGGACGUGUAGGCGAAGAUAUUAUCGUCGAAAUGAAAUUGGCUUUAUCUGAAAAUUAUGAUGAUUUGCGUUUUGAAUUAAUAAAAGAUGGAUUGCCAAUUUCAACGGAUCGUUAUCAGUUAUCAAUGCGAGGCAAUAUCGUUCAAUUGGCUUUGAAUCAAUCGCGUAAAACAGACGCAGGUUAUUAUUCUCUCAUAGCAACAAGACUUGGACAAGAGAAUAAUAAAGGAGCUUUAAAGAAAAUUCAUUUAAACAUCAGUGAAACGAGUUACGAAGAGGGUGAUCCUCCUGUCUUCUUAAGAAGAUUGAGCGAUCUUGCGGUAAAAGUUGGUACUCGAACCAGAUUUCUCAUAGAAAUUCGAAGUUCAACUAGUUUGAAGAUAACUUGGUAUAAAGAUGACACACCUAUUUACGAUGGAGCCAGAUUCUCUCUUGUGCAUGAAGGAAAUUUUCAUUGUGUUGAUGUCGCUCCUGUUAGAAUCGAGGAUCAAGGAUGUUGGACUUGUAUGGCGGAAAAUCAUAGUGGAAGAUCCUCAUGUACCUCUACUCUUACUGUUAUCGUUCCCAAGGCUUACAAAAAGCCAGAAUUUGUUGAAGAACUUCGUGCGCUACUCACUGAAACAGGUACCGUGUCAUUGGAAUGUAAAGUGAUCGGUGUACCUACGCCGAUACUGAGAUGGUUUAAAGACAACAAAGAAAUCAAAGCUGGCGAUGUUUUCGCCUUAACUGCUAAUCCCGAUGAUCCAACGUCUCUCGGUGUUUAUACUUGCGAAGCGGUCAAUUGCAUGGGAACGGCGUAUUCCUCCUCAAAAGUUCAUGUAGUUGGAAGAGGUAGCCGAGAAGGUUCAUUGAAACCGGCAGAUGCUUUGACACCAUCUGGACCACUACCGAUAUUUAAACAGAUACUUCAAGACGAAUGUUGCCGAAUCGGAGACACCAUCCUACUGUCUUGUCGCGUUCAAGUACCACCGUGGCCAAAGGCGAUCGCCUGGUAUAACAAAGAAGGCCGCAUAGAACCUAAUGAAAAGUAUCACGUAAUAGAGGAUGGUAUCGGAGGAUAUUCAAUCGAAAUAAAACAAGUAGAAGCCAUGGACGAAGGGGAAUGGAAAUGCGUCGCUACUAGCGAAGACAACAUGAAACAAUUUACGAGUUGUUAUGUAGCAAUGUCUAUUCCAAGGAAUUACAGAAAACCGCGUUUCAUGGAAAAUCUAAAAGCAGUCUUGACGGAAGAAGGUCUUGUCUCGUUCGAAUGCAAAGUUGUAGGUUUUCCAACGCCAUUGCUCAGAUGGUUUAAAGAUGGUCAAGAGCUUAAGCCAGGAGACGUGUAUCAAUUAACUGGGACUAAUUCAUUAGGUUCUUAUUGCUGUAUCGCAAGAAACUGCAUGGGGGAGGCUAAAAGUACAGCUGAAUUAACCAUCGAAGACAUUCAGAAUCAAUUAAAUGAAGAAGAACGUUUCCAACUUUUGAGCACUAAUCAACCACCAAAAUUUAUAAAAGGUCUCAGAAGUUGCGAGGCGAAAAUAAAUGAAGAUUUUCGCUUUACAGUGCAAGUAAGUGUCGCACCAGAACCAACUCUUUCUUGGUAUAGAGAUGAUGCGUUAAUGGAUGAUGAAUCUGACAAGUAUCACAUAGCGAAAGAGAAUCUUGGCACAUGUCAUUUUGAAGUGCGAAAACUCGAAUUUGUUGAUCAAGCUGAGUGGAAGUGCGUAGCGGCAAACGAUUUUGGCCAUAGCGUUACUUCUUGCUUUUUAAAGUUAAUCAUUCCUAAGCACUAUAAGAAACCAAAAUUUCUUGAAAGUCUACGUGCAAUUCUAUCAGAGGAAGGUGCCGUAAAUUUAGAAUGCAAAGUUAUUGGCGUUCCACAACCAGUUUUAAAAUGGUACAAAGACAAUGUCGAACUCAAACCUGGUGAUAUACAUCGAAUCAUUUCCGGACAAGAUGGCACUUGUUGUUUAGGAAUAUAUACUUGCGAGGCUACCAAUUGCAUGGGAACAGUCAGUAGUUCCGCGUCGUUAUUAGGAUUUGAAAAUAGAAAAGAUGCAAAAGAAAUUCAGCCGCUAAAUGGUCACGAACUGGCAAGAAAUCUAUCGUUGUCAACGAUACAUGAGGAGCGAACGUCUCAAUUGUAUGAUACACCGCAAACAGAUCAUUCUGUAACUUUGGAUGAACGAGGCGAAGUAUCCUUCAGUUUUGAUGGCAAGGAAGUAUCAGUUAGUCUUUACGAAACACCUGAUCUUACUGAAGAAGAGGCGCUACAGAUUGUUGAAAUGUACGCCGAUCAGUUGUCUGAACAUGUAACAGAACACAAUGUGAUCGAGUUACCACCAAUGAGAUUUGUUAAAGAAACGUCCACGACUGGUAAUUUAUUAAUGGAAGCUGUGGUGAUUGACGUAUCACCCGAUUAUUUUGUUAGCGCGGAAGAUGGCGAUGAUCUACGAACAGAAGCUGACUUCGAAGAUGUCUCCAUUAUGGAUGAUGUUACGCAUGUCCUUUCGUCACCUGAACGUGAUUCUCGAAGUUCUUUAAAGAGAUCAGCACGAUAUAAUGUGGAUGAGGAUGAGAAAGUUCCUAAUAGGCCACCUCGAAAAAAAUCAAUGAAUGCAUCAUUAUCGAAGAGCGAAAGAAGUCAACAGAUAGAAUCUGAAAGUUUCCACAGUGUACAAAAAGACGAUCCACCGUUGUCUCCGCUUUCAUCUCUGAAGCAGGAUGACAGCGACACUUUCGCGGAUGCUUUAUCCUCUGCACAUCUCUCCAUCACAGAGAGUUUAGUCCAGAAAAAUAUAACCUCGGAACAUGCAGAUAAUAGAAAACGCAGUUUAAGCGCAGGAAGAUCAACUGGCUCCAGUCUAGACGAUGGGAUUGGUGGUGAUUCCUCUUUCGAUUCAAUGACUGGUGUUCCUAAAAAGAUGCAGCGUAAAAAGAAACAACGGAAGGACAAAAGUAAUUCCGAGAAAUAUUCCGAUUCUAGUGACGAGCAAAGGAAAAGAAGUGAAUCGGAAGAUAAUGUUAAUACAAAGAUAAAAUCUCAACCUGUAGAAUCAGUUUACGAGACAGAAAUGGAUAACAAAAAUGAAGCCGAAGUAGUAAAAGAAUUGUUGUUUACUAAAGAAAAAUUAGAUUUUCAAGAUAAUUUGAAAAGUGUAAAUGAAAUUAACAGCCAUGUCUCGAAAGAAACUAAAAAGUCGACGGAAGAUAUUCUUUCAGAACCGAGAAUAGCUCUACACAAAGCUUUGGAGCUUUUUCACGAAAAACUUAUACUGAACGCACACACAGCGCCAUUGUUUUCUGAUAUUUAUGAACAAAUUGAUAAUAUAUAUCAAAUAUUAGAGACUUCAAAAGGAAUAGGUGCGGACAUUGAAAUCUUGACUAAUUUGGAAAUACCUCUUCAUACACUAUUAAAGAAAAUCAAUGAAAUAAUAUCAAUAGAAUAUGUAGAAAUUAUUCAUGAUAUUCUCCAACCAUCCAUCGUUCAAUUAUCACAUGCUAUUGAAAAGCUCGAAUCAUCAUCUUUGCAGCCUACGUUCGUAAUUUUAAAAAAUUUCAGCAAACUCAUGUGUAAUAUAUCUAGUGGAUCAGAAAAAUUAUCUUCGACAAAAUCUAUCUCCGACGAGUCUCAAAAUAUAUCCGAAGAAAUUGUAGAUUCGUUACUUGAUAUUCAAUCGACAUUUAGUGAGAUUUUACAACAAAUGGAACAAUCGAAACUUUCGGUAAAUAAAUCUGGAAAGUCACAACAAAUAUCAAUAACAUCGGAACUUAUGGCAUGUUUAAUAGAGUUAAGAGAGUGCGUAUCUCAUACAGCACACACUGCAAUGGCAUUGAAAGAGAAUGAAACACUAAGCAGUUUAAUGGAAUUUAGGAAACCUUUAUUGGAUCUUCAAUUAAUUUUAUCAGCAAACCGAGGUACUUUUUACGAACUUUCAACAAUAAAAGAAAUAAAUAUUGCCGUUGCAAAAUUAAAGAGUGUCAUAGUAACUAUACUGAACGAUUCCACAAAUCGCGACGUAAUUUUCCAAAUUAAAACAAUUUUCAAAAUAUUGGAAGAUACUGAUAAACAAAUAUUAAAGUUGGUAGAACAAUCAUCAGAAAUGAAAAUUGUUCAAAAACGUAUGUUGAAAAAUUUAGAUAUUGAACAAAGUCUAAGUAAGGUGCACUUUGCUUUAUCAUCGGUUUUAGAAAAACAGCACAUAGCCUCAAGUCAUUUGAUAACAAGUAUUGAAGUGUUACGUCAGACAAUUGGUUCUUCGGCUGUUACGAUCGCCAAUUUAAACAAUCCGGUUGAUAAUGAGAUAACUCAAGAAAUUAGCACACUAAAUGAAUCAUUAUUAAAUUUACAGAGGAAUUUAUUAACGGAAAAGCAUGAAUUAGAAGAAGAGCAAAUUCUUGAUAAUUUGAUGCAUCCUAUCGGUAUGCUAAAAGCAAUAAUUCACAAUAUAAUUGAAAACAGUUCUUCAGUCCAAUUGAUACUACCAAUGUUGGAAUUAUUGGAAGAUAUAGAAAAAGAUAUAGCUCUUGUAACGAAAGAAAUAUCAAAGAGAAAAUAUCAGGAAGAAAGUAUUACACAAUCUCAGAAAGAAAAUACGGUAGAAGAAAGCAAUUCAAAAUCUAUUUUAGCUACUUUAAUCCGUCAUUCUUUAGAUCCUAUUAAAAACUGGUUAUCUGUUACAUCUGAUGAUAGUACAAAGGACGAAAUGAAAUCUACUCUGAGUUCAACAAUCGAAGAAUUGAAAAAAGAUAUAACUCAGAUUGCCAUUCAAACAUCAUAUUCUGAAGUACCAAAUGAUGAAAGUUUGAUAAAAGCAUUGAUUGAUCUCCGAGAACCGCUAAUGAGACUCAAUACCGCUAUGUCUGUGGUAGAUUAUGGACCAGAAGAUAUUUCAGUAUUGGAAAACUUGAAUUGUCCUAUGAAAUAUCUUUUGCAAACUAUCAUGAGUGUUCUUCAUGAACGUGCGCAAGAAAAAUCUCUACGACCGAUUAUAAAUAUCAUCAAACAAAUUGAAAAUCAAAUACCACUUUCAAUCAAAGAUGCUCUUUAUCAACAAGAACUUAAACAAAAUGCUAAAGCAUUAAAUAUAGAAAUGGGACAAAAAGAAGAAGAAACUGUUUCCAAAAUUUCCAAAGAAACAAUUCCUGGUACUCUUACGGAAGUUGCUACAAUACCAUUUGAAAUUGGAUCUACGACAUCUUUUACCGAGCAAGCUACAACAGAAAACAAUUUCGAUAGAAUAACUGAUGACGUACAAACUAUAAAAAAUGAAAAACAGGAAAGAGAAAAAGAUGCAGGCAAAUUAAUCAUAAUUUUGUUAGAAACUUUGGAAAAACUUCAAUUAGAGAUAACUAGUAUUCUAGAGGAUUUCGAAGAAUCAAUAACACAAACUACCACGAUUCCCCAAUCGAAAUUGGCUAAUUUCCUCGAAGAUUUAAGAAGCAUUAUUUCCACAAUAUACAUGACUAUCAUUCACAGUGAAGAAACUUCUUCACUUGAAGAAAAAUUUAAUCAGACAACUUUGGUGCUAAUUAAUCUAAUGCAACCGCUGACAAAUAUACGAAAUCUUCUUUCCAGAUCGCACGAGCAUGAUGUUUCAGAACUCAUAAUAUUGAAUCGAUUUAGCCCGCUGUUGGAUAUAAUAGAAAUCAACGUAAUAAGACAAAUAAUCAAUUUUGUCAAUAAAGAUGAGAAUGUAGAAAAAAACUCGAGUGUCUUUUAUGCGUGCUGUAUUUUGGAACGCAUGAGCGAUUUGGAGAAAGCUGCGGAAGAAACUCUUGAAACUGAUGUCGCAAAUAUUUUAGGAAAACCAAUUAAUUCUCUUUUGAAAGACAUAAAAAUAGCUAUCCAAGAAGUAGAUGCAUUAGAUCGACGAGAACCAUUGAUUCUCGAAUUACGAAACUUUAUCGAACCUCUGCUAGAAUUUCAUAGUUGUCUUUCAAUGGUACAAAAUAGUCGAAAAAGUUUAGUUCCUGAAGCCUCUUUAUUAGAAGAGAGAAGAAGCGUUAUUUUGCGAGCAGUCGAUGGUUUGCAAAAACAAGUUUGUCAUACUGUCGAAAUAAUUGCAAAUAUGGAAGAUGCCUUUUUAUUUAAUGAAUCUUUGACAUUACUCAAUUCUGCGAUUCUACAAGUACAAAAACAAGUUGAUAAGACUGAUUAUUCGCGUCGAUCUAGUAGCACUCAAAUUUCUCUUCAACAUCGACUUACUGGUACGUUGAGUCGUUUAGCAAAGGCUAUAAUAGCGUUGCAAGAACACACUGAUAAGGAUACAUAUGGAAUAGUGUCCAAAUGUUUGGAAGCGUUACAAAAGCAAAUCUCAUUUUCGCAAACGCAGUUUAAUCAAAUCAAUAAUGAAUUAAUUGACGAAGAAGCAAUCAUAGAAGGCUUUCUUUAUCCGGCCAAUCAACUUUUGUCAGCAUUAAACAUUUUGAAAGAGAAUAUACAGAAGCAACACUUGGUAAUUUCACACUCAAUAGUUUAUUUUCAAGAAUUAGCUGACUCUAUUACAGAAUUGAGUUUUUCCCUCUCAGCUUACAAAACGGAACUUGUCCGAGAAGGUACUUCUGAAGGAGCACCGAUCGUAGAAACCUUUUCUGCCGUUAUCGAUGUUUUAGGCCAUAUAAAAGAUUCUGUUACUGUCAUAGAAAAGGCAGUCGACAAUGAACAGAAAGCGAGUAUGAUUAUCACAAAAGUAGAAAGUGUCACUGAUGAGAUUAUAGAAGUGUCGCAAGAAGAAAUUGAAAAUAUAAUGAUGAUCACGGAAAUACCAUCAUCUAAAGCAAUAGUUCAAGAAGCUCAAUCGGAAAUUGGAGGCACACCUAUAACAACACAAAUAUCAAUCUUAGAAAACCUAGAAACAGUUCAACAGACUUCUGUUAAACAAAUGAAGAAUAAUAAUCUGACGGAUUCGAGGGAAUACGAGGAAAAUCAAAAAGAAAACGAAAGAAAGGAACAUCUAAUAGCGGAGAUAUCAAAGUUUAAUUGUGCAAUAAAUAACUUGAUACAGCCGUUAAGAGAACUAAUUAAUCUCGUGAAAUCUACUAAGCAAAAAUCACUAGUUUCCAAAUCUGAAGAAAAUAAGCGAAAAAUACAAGAAUUAACAGCAUUAAUACAAGUUCUUAAUGAUCUACAAGCUACAAAUGCCUCUAUUACGACGGUAAUAUCUUCCUCAUCUGUUAUAUUAUUAGAUAGUCAAUUUUCUUGUAUGAAAGCUAUUCUUUCUGAUUUGGAACAAGCUGUCGGCACGGUUAUUUCAUUAACUCAUGAAGGUGUGAGGCCAGAAUUAAAGGAGAAUAUCAUGACAUCUUUACAAUUUAUCGGUAAACCUUUAGAUUCUCUUGAAAAUAUAUUGGCAUCUAUAUAUCAGACAAUCGAUAAAGAUAGGUAUAUUGAUAAAGACAGAGAAUUAUCUGAAGUUGCACAAACUUUAAUAUCAUGUAUUAAUGAUACCGUUAAAUCUCUCAAUGAAAUGCAAAUAUCAAAAUGUCUUAGUAUCGCUGACGACAAAGAAAAUGAAAUGGAAAUUUCAGAAGUCAAAGAAGAAAUGAAAAAUAUCGAAGAAAUAACUGCGCGGCCACUCGAAGAGCUUAUAGAAGCCAUUAUGGAUUCUCAAGAGAUAAAAUGUGAUAAGACAUCAGAAUCUGAUUUGUCUUUCAUGAAUACAAUCGAAUCGAAAGACAUUGAUAAUUUAAAAUCUGUAGAAUCACAAUUAAAUGAGACACUUGUCAAGAAGAUGGAUGAUUCAGCGAAACGAGAUAAAGUAGAUACACCGCAGGUAACAUCCUUACCAGAAUCUGAUCAAGCCGAAAAAUUAUUUAUUAAAAAUACAGGAAUGAUAAAAACAAUAACACAAUCUUUAGAAAAAGUCGAGGAACAGAAUUUAGCAACGAUUGAUAAACAGGAGAUAGAACCAACUCAGAUAUCUGAAAACAAUAUAAUUCUAGAAAAACAAAUAAAAGUUGAAACUUUGCGAACGAUUAUCUCUCCUCUUCAAGUAUUGCGUAAAUCAUUCGAUCAAAUCGGAGAAAUAGGAGUUUUUGAAUCCUCUGAUAAGAAAGCAAUCGCAUUUUCGGCUCUAAUAGAACCAUUGUUAAAUUUAGAGUUUGUAUUACCUGAAGUAACCGAAGAUAUAAAACAAGAUACAGUGACAUUACAAGGGUUAUCUGUGGUAAGCAUUUUGGACGAAGUACAAAGAUCAGUUGCUACAAUUCAAGAAGAAAUGCAACUGCAGCUUAAUGCUAUGGCUGAAACCAGUUUGAAUAAAACACCUAAGAUACUCUUAGCACAAGCCAUCAUGAAACCUUUGGGUGAUUUAAGAAUUUCAAUUGCACGCAUCCAAUCUGACCCGAUGAUUAAUCAAUUUGUUCAACAAGGAUCAGAAUUAUCAAAUGUUGAACAAAUCACAAUCCUGCAAAAUCUUGUUAAAUCAGUGACGCAAUUUGGAGAAAGAUUUACAUCUAUUGUUAAUCAAAUAGAAAUAGAAGCUACGUUGCCAUUGCAAACCAUUAAACAAACAGAUCAACAACUAGAUUUAGAAGUUUUACAUAAAAUUGUUAAUCCGAUUCACGUUUUACGAGAAACACUCUCCCAAAUUGAAAACCUAAACAAUUAUGAAGCUGAGGUAUUAGAAAUACCCAAACAGAAAAUCACAACAGCGAUCGUUCAAUUGACGGCAGUAAUGGAUUCUUUGGAAAAAUUGGAACAAUCACUAAUUAUAAGUACACAGCAAAUUAUAGACAUGCGAGAGAAAAUUACAAAAGAACUUAACGAAGACCAAAAUUUGUUCACAAGUAUGAAUUUAAAACCUAUAUUAGAAGAAUUAAGAAACUCGAUAACGAUAGUUCAGGAGCAAAUAAUUUUUGAUGAAGAUAUUCCUGCAUUAAAAACAUUGACUGAAGCUCUAGAAAAUUUGAAAAUGCCGUUAAUAACAGUUGAAGAAGUCAUUGAUCACAGUGAUAAAGUUACUGAAAUUGAAAAAAUAGCAACUUUACUAUCGUUUGCAAAGUCAGUGGAAAACACAGCAAAUCAAUUAAUGGCUAUAGCCAAGCGAGAUAUGGCAAAACAAGAAGUUAAGGAAAUAUCGCUAAUAAAAACAAUGACAAUUCCCAUUGAAGAAUUGCAAAGUGCGAUAUUAAAACUCGAAGAUCAAGUAUCUCAAACAUUGGAAACAAAGGGAUCAAUAAAAACUGUUAGUUUUGAAUGUAUGGUGCAACCAUUGCAAGAAUUACAGCAAUUGUUCUUAACCUCUUCUUAUCAAGAAACUGCUCUAUUCUUACAGGAAUUACCACUCAAGCCAAUAUUGGAUAAUUUGAAUAAAUCCGUGGCAGUGAUUCAAGAUCAGAUCACGUUAAUUCAAAAUGUGCUUAUAGACGGAAAUACAGAUGAUUCAAUAAUAUUAAAAGAUUUUGCGAAAUCACUUGGCAAUUUAAGAACAUCGACGGUAGUUUUACAACAAUUGAAUGCAAUAGAAAACGCUGGUCAACAAAUUGUAGAAAUCGAGAAUGCAUCUGCGCUGCAAGCAUUUGCAAAAUCUAUUGAGGAAUUCAAAAAAUCUUGCUCCGUUAUUGUUGAACGACCAAGAAUUAUCGAAGCUUUGACGAAAAAUAUAGAAUUGAAACAAUUAAAUAAAAUAGAUGCGCAACUGAUUGAAAAUAUUGUUGCACCUCUGCGAAUAUUACAAGAGCAGAUUUUAACUAUCGAGGAGUCUAAAAUGCAAGAAUCUGAGAUUUUGGAUCUAACGGAAGUAAGGAAACCAAUUACUGUGUUAAGUAGUCUUGUUAGUCCCUUGCAACAACUUGAAAAAUCUUUGGUCGCAACGGUGCAAAAGCAACACGUUAUCGAACACGAUGGACACAACCUAACAAUUGAAUCUUCUUCCGUAAGUUUAGAAAAGCUUGCUCUACAGCCUGUUCUCGAGGAAGUACAAAAAUCUAUUGCUACUGUACAAGAGCACAUGAUAUUAGAGGCAGGAAAGCAAAUUCCGUCGGAAAUAGAAAGUGAUACUCUACUGAAAUCAAUUGCGCAGCCAUUAGUGGAUUUAAAAGCUUCCAUCGCAUCUAUACAGCAAGUAACCGCAAUUGCCCCUGAUUUUUUAACCGAACUCGCACAAGAGCAAAAUGUUUCAACGUUGGAAACAUUUGCCAAAAUUCUUCAUAAUCUGACGGAAUGUAUGGCAAUGUGUAAUCAACAGCAGGUAAUUAUGGAACCUGCGGCGGAUACUAUUUCCGAAGAUGCUUUGUCUUUAAAUACGUGGGCGGAUGUAAUCGAUGAAGCUGCUUCUAAAAUUACACAUCCAAUGGUGAUUGAUCAAGGCGUGAUUGAAUCUCCAACCGAAAUCGCAAUGUCGAUGUCAGAGGAAGAAAUGUCCUCGUUGAGAACAUUAGCAAAACCUUUAACCGAAUUACGAGAAUGCUUAGCUUUGAUCGUUGAGGAGCAAAAAACAGUCCCACUGUGCGAUACAACGUGCGUUUUGUCGGAAAAAGAAAAUAUUUCUUUGACGAAAACAAUGAUACAACCUUUAUUAGAAUUAAAACAAGCAGCUGCAAUAAUAAUUCAGGAGCAAAUGGCUAUCGAAUGUACUAAUGAACAUUCAUUUGUCGUCGAUGGUAAAAAUGAAUUUACUCUUCGUUGUUUAGUGGAACCACUUGAAGAAUUACGCCAUUCUAUCGCAAUAAUACAGGAUCAGAUGUUGAUUGAAACACUAACGGACCAAUCAAAGAAUGACAUCAUAUUAAAUGCAUUGGCUGAACCUCUAUUCGAUAUCCAGCGUGCUAUAUCCAUUUUAGAAACGCGAGUGAUGUCGCCAGAUGUUGAAUCGAUGUCCGAGGAUGUAGGCAACAAUUGGAUCACGGAAUGUUUAGCGACUCCUUUACAUGAAAUUGAAAGAUCGAUUGCUGAGAUUCGACAAUGCGACGUGAUGGAACCUAAAACGACAAUCGUAGAAGAAAAGUCGAAAACGUUAAUGCCAGAUCGAUCCAUUAUUGAAAAAUUAAUAAAACCAGUGGAAAGUAUCAAAUCAACGAUAUCACGUAUGGAAAAUGAUUCUACUGAAAUUGAAGUUCUUAAAACAAUAGAAAAGCCACUUGCCAAUGUAAGGGAGAAUUUGAUGUUACUGACAGACAAAUAUAAUUUAAGUGCUGUUGAAAAGAAAGACGUCCACGCUUUUAUCGAGUCUCUUUUCAAUCUUGAAGAACGCAUUUCAUUUAUCAAAAAGGAAAUUAUUGAUAAGCCAAUGCCCAAACAAUCAAGCACGAUGAAAAUUGAUACUACAAUAUCCGUUGUUAAUAUACCAUUAACUGAAUUAAAAUAUUCUAUCGCAGCUAUAAAAGACUCUCCAAGUUUACAUCUGCAAAAUUUGGAGAAACCAUUGGAACUUGUACAGAAUGUGUUUGAAACGAUCUGUAUUAUACAAAUACAAGAGAAACCAAAUACUGUCAAUUUAAUGACUCAUGCUCUUGAAAGCCUCGAAAAAUCUAUAUCUCUAGUACAAGAACAAUCAGCCGAUAAACCACUGGAAGAAAAACAAGAAAAAGAAAUAAAUAGAACGCAACAGGAACAUCAAAGAGAACGUGAGGUUGAAAUGAUACAGAAAGAAAUAGAUGAGUUUGAUAACGAAGUCGGAAUCACAAAAAUAAAAAGAAAUGAAGAACAUAAGAAUCUCAAAAAAGAUAAAAAAUUAGAAAAAGAACAAGAAAAUUUUGAAGAUGAAAAAUGUGCUGUACCAUUAAAUCAAAAUAAAAACAAAAUUGAGGAAUUAAGAAAAGAGAAAGAAGACUCUAAUGAAAAUAAAAAGCAGAUACAAAAGAAGAUAGAAGUACAACAAAAGGAAGUGGAAGACGCAAAAAAACAAGAAAGAGAGUUAAAUAACAAGGAAACAAUAGAAAAGGUAAAGGAAGAAAGAGAUAAAACGAAAAGAAAUGAAGAAAUUAUAAAACUGAAGAAAGAAAUAAAGGAUACUAAUAAAAAAGAAGAGAAAAUGAAAGAAGAAAAACAAAAGAAAAAGGAUGAAGAUAAAAUAUUGAUGAAUAAGGAAAACAAAGAAUCAACUAAGGCUGAAGAAAUAAAAAUAAUAAAAGAGGAACAAACAGAAAUAAAGAGAAAUAUACAAGAGAAGGAGGAAAAGAUUACACAAGAAAGGGAUAAAGUGGCAGAAAAAGUAAAAGAAAAAGAAAUGAGUAAAAGAAAAGAGGAAAUUGAUAAAACGGGAGAAAUAAUACAGCAAGCACAAUGUGAAUAUGUAAAUGGCAUAAAGAAAAGAAAGUACCUGCAAAUGGAUGAGAAUAAAAAAAAACAAAAUUAUAAGAUAAUAAUGCUUCAAAGUCAGCAAGAAGAGAGUAAAUCGAAACUUGAAGAAAAAUUGGAAACUUUGGAAAGAGAGGAAGAAGAAGAGCAGCAUAAAUUGCAACACGAUCAAAGUUGGUCGUACACAAAAAAAUGGGUUGAUAAAAAUAGUGAACGUUGGAUACAGAAAGAUGAAGAUGAUCAGGAAAGAGAUAAUAAAAAACAGCAUAGAAUGGAAAUGGAGCGCUUGGAAAAGAAAAGAAUUAUGAGGCGGACUAAACAAGAAGCUGAUUAUAUAUCUAUAUUGGACGAAGAAAAUCGGCAGAAAAGAAAUGAGGAAAGGAAAAUUAGGAGAGAUGAGACUACUAGAUUAUUAUGGGAAAAAGAACAAAGAUUACGAAAAAGACAAGAGGAGGAAAUAUUUAGAAAUAGACAAAGAAGAAAAGAGCAAAUAAAAGAAAAUGAAUGGUCGAGAAAACGCGAAAAUGAAUCUGAUCGGUUCCUUAGAAAUAUGUUAGAAACUACGUAUAAAUCAACUCCAAUGUUUUUUAAUAUCGAUUAUUCUCGAGAAUAUUCUUCUCGAUUCGAUUCUAGUGUUUCAAUACUUUCUAGCAUUUCUAGAUCAUACAGUUGGAGAGAUUCAUUAACGUCACUCAGCGGAAAAAAGGUGGACGACUACUGGAAUUAUAAAUUACGUAGUCCUGUGGAUAAAUAUUACUUUGAUACAAGUUUAUCAUACAGACGACGCAGAAAAAGAGAAAAUCGCAUGAUUCGCGCGAGAUCCACCAGUUUAUUAAAAUAUGAAGACUAUUCGACUGGGGAUAGUGAUGCCACUAUUGUACCUAGUACAAAUAUUCGAUCUUUUCGACGCACAAAAGCGAAGACUGCCUCACGAAUCGAUUUUGAUGCUUGUGAAUCUAAUCUAUUUAGAUACACUGACCUCAGUCAAAAUAAGUAUUUAUUAUUACAGAGUUUUCCAUGGGAAAAGCUAAAAAAACCAUCAUUUUGCACAAGACUGACAAACCGAAUUGUAGGAGUUGGUAUGAGAAUAAGACUGACUUGUACUGUUCUUGGUAAUCCAGAACCACGCGUUUAUUGGACUAAAGAUAAUCAAAAGCUAGCUGCCUCGAACAAACGUUGCAGGAUGCGAUACGAAAACGGUAUGGCUUAUUUGGAACUAGACGAAGCGCUUCUCGAGGAUGCUGGAAUAUAUACAUGCGUAGCUGAGAAUACACAGGGCACUUCUAUAACCGAAUCUAUCUUAAGCGUUUACUCCGAUUAUAAACCUAUGCAUUCAUCUCCAAUUUUCGUAAAAUCAAUUAAAGAUACUUAUCGAUAUUCUGAUCGCAAACUCAUUCUGGAAUGUCGUGUACGAUCUUAUCCGGUUCCUAUAAUUUCCUGGCUAAAAGACGGAGUGAUUAUUCAAGGCGAACGUUACAAACAAAGUUAUCUCGACGAUGAUGUUUAUCGACUGGAAAUAGCGGAUCCUGAUCUCACAGAUAAUGGACAAUAUACAUGUCGUGCGGCAAACGAACUAUAUACCGAAGAAAUAUCUCAUAUUGUUCACGUUGAAGAUUGGCAAUCCGUGAAUCGAAACGAUCUACGUUCAGACCACGAAACUAAAUCAGAAGUCGAACGAAAACCACGGUUUUCCAACUUAUUAAAAGAUUAUAACGUGCCCGCUGGUGGAACGAUUGCUCUUCAAGUAGAAGUCAAAGGUGUACCAGCUCCGGAAGUAAAAUGGCUACGUGGCGAUCGAAAAGAGCCAAUUACUAUACCACAAGCUAGAACCUUUGCAGAGCGUGGACUUUACACUUUAAUUGUACCAGAAGCGACAGAGUCAGAAAGGGGUAUAUAUGUGUGUAGAGCGAUUAAUGCUUAUGGACAAGUGGAUACAAGUGCGACAGUUGAUGUAAUAUCAUCGAGUACUGUUGACGGGGGAAAACCGGCGGUCUUCGUCUCAAGACCCUUUAAGAAAUCGAUCGAUGUAAUCGUUGGCGAAGAUAUCAGCAUAUCCUUCCGAGUCAGUGGUAUCCCCAAGCCUCGAAUAAUAUGGAUGAAGGGAUUAACGGACAUCACAGAUGGGCCAAGAUCAUAUAAAGAGAGUAUUGAUGAUUAUGUCAGAUUAACAUUAAAAAGAGUCAUACCUUCUGACGAGGGUACCUAUUGCAUUUUAGUUAAAAAUAGGUACGGUUGCGAUAGAAGUUUCUUCUCAAUUAAGAUAAAGCAACGUGCUAGGUCAUUGACUCCAUUGUCAGAUUGGAAUUCUGUUACCGAGCGUGACGCAGAAGAAUACAACAACGACAUGUCCUAUGUGCGAAAUGUUCCCGGUCCGAUUAGUAGUGAACCUGUUGCUAUUGACGGUGGGAAAAGCUGGUUAUCAUUGAGUUGGGGUAAAGCAGAAAGAAGAGGACCCGCACCGGUGAUCGCUUAUAAAGUCGAAGCUUGGCUCUUAGGUGGUGAUGGAGGUGCUCGAUGGGUAGAGCUCGGGAUUACGCCAAUCAAUGCGUUCGAUGCAUUCAAUUUGCGACCAGGUGGAGAAUAUAAAUUUCGCGUAACACCACGAAAUCGUUAUGGAUGGGGCGAACCAGUUACGAUGACGAAUUCAGUGAUGGUGAGCGAAAGUACCGAUCUUCCGGAAUUUACCAAAAUUCUACCGGGACAAUUAAAGGCUCUCGAAGGAAUGCCAGUAAAAUUGGAAUGUGAGAUUCGCAGUGAUUCUAAAGUGGAAGUACGAUGGUAUCGCGAAACAAUGGAAAUAAAUCCAUGCAAUAAUUCAAGAUUUGCAAUACAUUACAAUGGCUCCAAAUAUUCCUUGACGAUUGCAAAUAUCAGAGAAGAUGAUUCCGGACGAUAUGUUUGUGAGGCAAAUAAUAGAAUGGGUAAAGUGUCAUCGUUCGCUAGAAUCCUCGUUGUUACCGAUCCAAGAAUUAUCGAGGCCGAUGCUAAACUUAAAACGAGUUUAAGCGUCGAACCAGAAGAUAGACCGCCGCAAUUUACCAUGAGGAUACGAGACAGACGAGUGCAAACAACUUAUCCGGUAAGGCUUACCUGUCAAGUCAUCGGGCAUCCCAUUCCGGAGGUCACUUGGUAUAAAAAUGAAACGGAAAUCUCUCAAGAUGAGCGCCACGUCUUUUGGGAUGACGACUCAAAUUUUCAUACUCUGGAAAUAAUUCAUUCCACUCUUGAAGACUCUGGAUGUUAUAUGGUGACAGCGAGAAAUAUAAAUGGCUCCGUGUCUUGUCGGUGUAACCUCGUGGUAGAUAAAGGAAUUCGGGCCUAUAUAGCACCGGAAUUUCUUCGUGAUCUUAAUGCAGUUUACACGAUUCCUUCAGGUAGGGAAUUACGAAUGUCGGCACAACUUGAAGCUUACCCGAGUGUCGGCGUUGUCUGGCAUCGCGAUGGGAUUCGGCUACGACCUAGUAGAAGAGCCGUAAUGACAUUGAGCCACGAUGGCACUAUCCAAUUUUCUCUGGCUAAUAUCACUGCGCGAGACGCAGGAAUUUACAGUUGUACUGCGACAAAUGUAGUCGGGCAAACUGAAACAUCCACCAGAGUGGCUGUUAUAACCACCGAUCAAAAUAAUUCUUCCAUUGAUGAAUCUUCCAACGUUACUAGCACAGAUAUACCAUAUUCAAAGGAACCUCUUUUUGUAACAAAACCUUUAUCCACUGAAGCGAUUGAAGGCGACACAGUCAUCAUUCUCUGUGAAGUAGUUGGAGAUCCUAAACCGGAAGUAAUAUGGUUGCGCGAUUUUCUCAAGCCCGACUAUUACAAAGACGCACCCCACUUUCGGCUGGUGGGUGCAGGACCACAAUAUCGAUUGGAAAUACCUUACGCUAAGCUUGACUUUACUGGAACGUAUUCCGUAAUAGCUCGCAACUGUCAUGGAGAAGCUAAAGCUGUAAUUUCCUUGCAAAUCUAUGCCAAAGGUCAAGGUAAAGAAGAACAAACGCAAAAAUUUCCUCACGGAAAGAUACUGACCCUGCCGAUUAUAAAGAGAGAGUUGCAAGAUCUUCGGUGUUGUGACGGCGACGCUGUCUCUCUAGAGUGUAAGGUUUAUGCCACACCAGAACCGCCUUUAGUUCGUUGGGAACGCGGAGGCAAAAUUAUAGUUAUGAUGGGCGAUUUCGCUGCUGAAUUCAACGGUGAGACAGCACGAUUAAGUAUCCAACAUGUCUAUCCUGAGGAUGAAGGAGAAUAUACGUGUGUAGCUUAUAACGAUCUUGGAAAAGCGUAUACAUCAGCCUGUUUAGUUGUAGACGUACCUGAGGGAAAAGAAAAUACACUGAGUCAAAGAUUAACGAGACCGAUGGGUCUCCUAUCAGCGGGAUCGACCCCGAGAUCGACACCACGAUCAACACCAAUCAGAAGCUUGUCACCGGCAGUUUCGCACGGACGUGAGUUCAGAUCACCGCAAGUUCUAUCACGAAGCGACAUGUCGAAGAGACCGAAAGUUUGUCCGCCGAAAUUUUAUGCGGUGCCGCAUAAUCGCUUGGUUCAAGAAGGCGAAACCGUGCGAUUCCAAUGCGCUGUUAUCGGUCAUCCUGCACCCUGGGUAAGAUGGGACAAGAAUGGCACCGUUGUAACACCGAGCGCAAGAAUCUCCAUCAAGGAACGAGAUGAUAUUAAGAUACUUGAAAUCAUCGAUGUAAUGCGAGAGGACGCGGCUCUCUAUAGAGUGAUAGCAGAAAAUGACUUUGGUCGAAUUGAGGCCAGUGCUCGUCUUGAAGUAAUAAAUCGAUACGAAACAACAAGUCGAACCAUCAGAACUAGAAGCGCUUCACCUAGAACACAUCCUAUAUUUGAUCGGAGUCUUCUUCCGACUACCAGUAGAAUAAAUAGUCGUCUGCAAUUGGAAUGUCGCGUAAGAGGAACGCCGAGCGUAACACCAACGUGGUACAGAAACGGACGACCAUUGGAACGAUCCUCUAGAAUAAAAAGAUAUUUCGAUGGCACUACGGCCAGAAUGGAAAUAUCAAAAAUAAAAGGCAGUGAUGCGGGUGAAUAUACUUGCAUAGCGACUAAUAUACUUGGGUCAACGAGAAGUACUUGUGAGGUAACGGUAUUAGAUCCUUAUGAUCCGUCUUUCGCAGACAAGACUACACCGCAAUUUCUGCGAUCGUUACCGGAAGAGUCAAUUGUCAUGGAAAAUCACUGUCAUGAAUUUCAGACUGGAGUCAUAGGUACACCUCCUUUCACAAUUACUUGGUAUAAGGAUGGUCGUGAAUUACCUGAUAACGAUUAUUAUAAAUACAUUGUAUAUGAAGAUGGUGGAGUUGCUCUCAGAUUAUCUAAAGUUCGUCCACAAGAUGCUGGCGAAUAUACCUGCAUUGUGCGAAACGAUUUCGGUAUUGCUUCUUGCAGUAAUCUUUUUGCUGUUCAAGAUUACAAAAAUGUUUCCAAAUUGGCACUCCAAUUUACAAAAACUCCGCUAUCAGUUACCGCCGCUAAAGGCACUAUUGCUUGUUUCUGUGCCAGAGUGCAGUGUGAAAAAACUGUAGAUAUUAUUUGGACAAUUAAUGGAAAAGAUGCCCGAGAAAGCACAAAGUGUAAAAUUGAAAGAAACAGCAAUGUUAGCAUUUUAAGAAUACGAGAUGUAUCAUUACGUGACACAGGAGUGAUUCGAUGCACAGCUUCCAUAAAUAGAAAAGGUCCAGCCAUCAGUUGUAUUGCCAAGCUGCAAUUACAAAAUUCAUUUUACAAUCUUAGUAAUGCCAUGACAAAGCCUGAAGAUAUUCAGAUUCACGCACAUACCAAACUAUCGUUAAUAAACACUAAUCUAGACAUGCUGGAAAAAAUUACAGAGUUAUCAUCAUUAAAAUGUUGGCGACGUCGCGAAAAGUCGCUAACGCAUAUCGAAUCAUCUUCAUUUUCUCGGCGUGCGGCAUCAUAUACUAAACAUGUUUCUCCUUUACCAAGAAGAAAACAAAUUUCUAACAAUGUGUCAAAUGAUACCCAAACAUUUCGAAUCGAGGACGACUUAUCGGUACAAAGAAUUAUAACGAAGAAUUUAGAUACUAAUUUGGAAUUUUCGAAAAGUCAAAUAUCAUUAUCUUCAUUAAACGAAGAAGAUAUAAAUGAUACUUUCAUAAAGUUAUCAUCAGUAAAGAAAACAGAAGAACUUUAUCAUCAAGCUAUUGAUCCUAUAUCGAACAACGAGUAUAUGGAAUCCUACUUACGAGGAUUAACAAAAGCUACUAUAAUAAAAGAACCAACUGAUAUUAGUGUAAUCAAAGGAAGCGCGGCAGUACUCAGAGCAAUUUAUCAAGGAUAUCCCGAACCAACGAUCAAGUGGUUUCAAGUGAAUCGAGAAUUACGAUCAGGCGAAAAGAUUGGAAUAGUUAACAGAGACGGUGUAUCUCGUUUGACACUGGACGACGUGACGUAUGAUCACGCUGGAAAAUACGAAAUCUCGGUAGAAAAUUCACUAGGCAAAGAUCGAAGAUUCUUUAGCUUAGCUGUGGAAGGUCCACCGGAACCUCUCGCGGAUAAACCGAGUGUAAAGUUGAGCGAUGGUCAGACUACGAUCGUUUGGCGAUCGCCUCCUUAUGAUGGAGGUCGUACACUGAUCGGAUAUACUGUGGAAGCAAGACGCGCCAGUGAAAGCACGUGGACGGUAAUCGCUGAGUCUUGUCAUUCGCUGAGUCAUACAGUAGCAACAACUGAAAAGAAUUCCGUGAUACCGGGUGAGAGUUAUUAUUUUCGUAUUCGAGCUGAAAAUAUUCACGGACUCAGUGAUCCUAGCAUGGAGUCAGAACUUGUCAGAAUCUUAAGAGAAGGGAAACGAUGCUUCAAGAGGAAGACGAACAAAUCUGAGCCAAGUUUCGAACCUCGUAUAGUGAUACCAGAAGAAGGCAAAUUUUUCGGCGAAAAAUACGACGUUCUGGAAGAAUUAGGAAAAGGCCGAUAUGGCGUAGUCAAGAAAGUCAUCGAACGUCUGACAGGUGUGAAUUUUGCUGCCAAGUUCGUUAGAACGAUCAAAACGAAAGAUCGCGAACAAGUCCGUGAAGAAAUUAAAAUUAUGAAUGCAUUAAGGCAUCCUAAGCUUUUACUACUUGUUGCUGCUUACGAAUACCCCCGUGAAACCGUGCUAAUUACGGAAUAUAUUUCAGGAGGAGAAUUGUUUGAGAGAGUAGUAGCUGACGAUUUUAUUUUAACCGAAAGAGACAGUAUUCUCUUUAUGAGACAAAUCUGUCAGGGAGUCGAAUAUAUGCACCAAAAUAAAAUUGUACAUCUUGAUUUAAAACCAGAAAAUAUUAUGUGUUGUACGCGAACUUCUCAUCAGAUUAAACUGAUUGAUUUUGGAUUGGCUCAGACUUUAAAGUCUGAUACACCGAUCAGAGUUCUCUUUGGUACACCAGAAUUUAUUCCACCGGAAAUUAUAAAUUACGAGCCGAUCGGCAUUGAAUCGGAUAUGUGGAGCGUCGGUGUAAUUUGUUAUGUGUUAUUGACUGGUUUAUCGCCGUUCAUGGGAGAUAAUGAUGCUGAGACUUUCGCUAAUAUUACACGAGCAGAUUAUGAUUUAGAAGACAAAGCUUUCGAUGCCAUUUCAAAUGACGCUAAGAAUUUUAUUAGUGGCUUACUCAUUAAACGAAAGGACUUACGCAUGUCGGCUACACAGUGUUUGGAACAUCCGUGGAUGGUGCAACACACUGCAGCUAUGAGCAGAGUAGUCUUACCAACAGAGAAAUUAAAGAAAUUCAUUAUACGAAGAAAAUGGCAGAAAACAGGAAACGCUAUUCGCGCAUUGGGAAGAAUGGCAAUUCUAUCGGCGUAUAGUAGACGUAGUCCCACAACAACAGCGGAGUCGUCACCUACACUUGAACAAUCACUUGAUAAUAUCGAGAUACAAUAUUCUGAUGGAAUUGAAUCAAUCAGCAAUACUACUGCUGUCGAUAUAGAAACGGAAAACAUUGAGAUGAGCACGAAGGAAAACUUUACCAAGAUAGAAUCACAGACAAAUUUGCAUUCCACACGUGUGGAAGUAACAGAAGCAAAUGUGACAAUACAAAAGACAUCAACGAAAGAAAAAAAUAAUUUGAAUACUCUUUCAAAGCAGAUCAAUAUUGAAAAAGAAAUACCUGAAAUGGAAUCCGGUAUCGAAUCAAUGCCAAAGAUAGAAGACAUUCCACAAAAUGUUACAUCGCAUCUAGAAAUUCUAGUAUCGAAUGAGAAUAAAAAAAGUAAUGAAGAAAUAAUCGAUAAAUUUUCUAAAAUAGAGCAGUACACGAUUCCAAAACCGCAGACAUUUCAUAGAAUAUUUCGAGGUAAUUCGCAUGAUUCCGGAAUAGACGAUUGUAAUUCGAAUCUAGUGACUUCUCCGCUACAAAUAGAUGAACUAGGAAUAGUGUCUACUAUCAAAAAAGAAAUAGAUCAUGAGACUCGCACUCGAGAGGGCAAACAAACAUUGAAAAAAGACGAAAAUCAACAGAAUUUGACGGCAGGAAUCUUAAUAAAUUUAGUGCAAGGCAAAAAAACUCAUCUUUGUGACACGGAAAUUAUUGCAGACAAUGACAAGGUAGCAAUGACAAAGAGUGACAUGACUAAAGCUUUGUGUGAAACUAAUUACAUACAAAAAGUUGCCGACGAGAAUGCGGACACAAGGAUACUAAGCGGACACAAUCGCGAUAAAUUUCUUCCUACCGGAAACGUAAGUCGUACGGCUAGGAUAUUCGAAACAGAAAGUGCAACAUCGAAUUCAAGCAAUUCGCAAGUUUCAGUAGUACAACGCGCUGCUAUAAUUACAGGAAAGCCGUACAACGAAAGAAUACAGAAAGUUUUUGCAUUCUGGAACAAAUAAAGAUAUCUUUUGUAAUACACAUCUCUCUCAAAGAAUAUUAUAAAUCAAAAUAGAUUGUCAUAUCAUUUUCAAGUAAAAUAGAAAUACAUUGUUUGCGAAAAGCCACAAAUAUGUAGAAAAAUUGUACUUUAAAUGCAUGUAGGGAUGAUGUACGUCCAUUAAAUGCAAUUAAACUUGUAUAAUUCUUAUUUAAUAACACUUAAAAGCAAAUUUAAAUUGUUUUAUUAAUUUAGAUCAUAUUGAGACUUGAUGGAAGAGAUAUGCACUUAUUGUUAGAGUGAGCUAUCAUUCCUGUAAAAAAUUUACGCAAACAAUUUGUAAUUUUUAUUAAUCGCAAUUUUUAUUAAUUGCGGAAAAAUUCGAUUCUUAAAAUUUUUGUAUCAAAUGUAACUCGCUUCUUAUUGUAUGUAUUUUGUUGAAACGCUAAUCACAAUUGCAUCCACAAUUUUAAAAAAUAUUGUGUCGAAGAUAUAUACAUUCUAUUGUUUUUCAGUUUCAAAUACAAUUCCAAAGCAUUUAUUGCUAUGUGUAUAUGUAAUUGGCAUCUUUGUUAAAUAUCAUUUUUUAAUUAUAAUUUAACGAAACGAAAACAUUUUUAAGAGAAACGAAAACAUAUAUACAUAAUGAAAUAAGGAUACAUAAUGAAAUAAGCAACAUUUCGUGAACAGUUUAUAUUUGAUAGGAUGCAUAAUAUUACUUUUAAUUUGAAAUAAUUAUUUGCAAAUAUAUUCUCAUAGUUGUGAAGAGACAAACAACAU
Pogonomyrmex barbatus (red harvester ant) is the source of this 22128-nucleotide messenger RNA. RefSeq lists its product as uncharacterized. Gene Ontology annotation, molecular function: ATP binding; protein binding; protein kinase activity. Lineage: Eukaryota; Metazoa; Arthropoda; Insecta; Hymenoptera; Formicidae. Gene Ontology annotation, biological process: protein phosphorylation. The record is from RefSeq and is a predicted model, not a curated record.